UUCGGAUCAUAGUGAUGAACUUUUGAACAUUUUAAAGUCCUAUUUUAUAUAGAAUGAAUUUAAAAAGUAACGAGUGGAUUAUUAUCCUGCUCUUUUAUGUGACUUUUAUAUUUUGUACUGCAAAUGCAACCAUAGAAAAAUCUCCAAAAAUUAUAACAAACGAAGGAAAUGUGAUCCUCGAAGCUGGAAUCAAUAAAAACAUCACCAUAAGCUUGAAAGGACGAUCAAGGCUACUAGUCAAUGAAUUGGAUUUAAUUGGACUGCUGGUUGGUGAGAAAUUUUGGCUAACAAACACUAGCAGUGAUUCGUCAAAUGGUGGUAUUGGUCUUCGAGUACUGCAAGAAGAUGUUGAAACUUUGAAAAAUAAACUCCUGGGAAGGAAUGGAUUAACCAACAGAUUAGGUCUUCUGUUAAAUAGAACAACUGUUUCUAAUCCUGUAAAUUUAUUGAGGAGAACUCAGCGCAGACUGACAUCUUUACAAGUCAAAGUUCAAAGUAUCAUAACAAGAUUAGCCCGUGAUAGCUGUGCAAGCAAUCCAUGUGACAAUGGCGGGACGUGUGUUCAUUUAUUUGACGAUUUUCUCUGUAAAUGCAACAAAGGCUUUGAGGGCAAAACAUGUUCAACCGAUGUAAACGAAUGCGCUCUUUUUGUCGGAACUGAUUUGGGUUGUCAAAAUGGCGCCCAAUGUAUUAACCAAUUUGGAAGUUACAGUUGCAUUUGUGCAUCAGGCUGGCAAGGAAUGCAUUGUAGUCAAAGAAAAACAGACUGUUUGCAUUCUUCAAAUACCGAACUCUGCGGCCAUGGAACUUGUGUAAAUGUAAACGAUAAUUUUGGAUAUCGCUGCAUGUGUGAACAGGGUUGGACAACGAAUGGUCUGACGCCAGCGUGUAGUGUCGAUGUUGAUGAAUGUAAACAGUACAGCAGUCCAUGUGCAACUAAAUGUAUCAAUUUGCCUGGAAGUUAUAUGUGCGCCCCAUGUGAAGCUGGCUACACUGGUAAUGGACUGUCAUGUCGGGACAUCGAUGAAUGUGCCACCGAUAAUGGAGGAUGUAGUGUUAAUCCCUUUGUUCCAUGUAUUAACAGCUAUGGAUCGUUCCAUUGUGCAGAAUGUCCUAUUGGCUGGUCAGGAGAUGGACGUGUUUGCACUAGAACUGCUGGUGCAUCAUGUACCAGAAAUAAUAUAUGUCACCCAUCAGCAUUAUGUUCAGAAGUGGGAAACUCUAUUGUGUGCUCAUGUCCUUUGGGUCAAAUUGGAAAUGGUGUUGGACCGAAUGGCUGUAGAGCAUCUGGAACUAGCCCAUGUUUAUCUAAUCCUUGUUUGAACGGAGGCACCUGCAUGGACACUGGCGAUGGCUCAUACAUCUGCGUCUGUCCUUACGGCUUUAGAGCACCAAAUUGCCAACGCAUUGCAAAUCCUUGUGUGACAAAUCCUUGUCGUAAUGGCGGAACUUGUCGACCAAAUGGAUCAAACUUUACUUGCGAUUGUGUCCAAGGUUAUGGUGGAAGAUUGUGUGCCACCCAAAGAUCCCGAUGUGGCCAGUAUAUUCGGGCCGAACAGGGAAAUUUGAAAUAUCCACUUACUGACUUAUACAACCACAACACCAAGUGCUCCUGGGUGAUUCGUACAAAUGCAACAAAAGUCCUAAAUAUAACUUUUACCAAAUUUGAUAUCGAGGAUUCCGCUGAUUGCCGAUUUGAUUGGUUGCAAAUUCAUGAUGGUCCAACAGUGGCGUCACAGUUGAUUGGUCGUUUCUGUGGAUCAACAGCCCCGAUGGGAGGUCAUAUUAUAACAACCAUGAAUAGCAUUCAUCUGUGGUUCAAGUCAGAUAAUACUACCUCCAAGGCUGGAUUUGAUCUCUUGUGGACAUCGAUAGAUCCUGUUUGCGGUGGUGUUAAGGAAUUCGAUUCGCAUGAGACAAUUGCCUCACCCGGAUCACCAGGAAACUAUCCGCGAAAUCGGGAUUGCCAAUGGCAUUUGAAGGUUCCCAAUGACAAACGGAUAAAGUUGGUGUUUUUCAGUUUGAAAAUUGAAAAACACGCAGACUGCAAUCAUGACUACCUUGAGAUCACAGAUGCAGUUUCAGGCUCAAGGCUAGAAAUAUUUUGCAAUUCAUCGAAUCCAUCUCCGUUUACAGUGCCUUCAAAUGAAAUCUUCGUACAUUUUCACUCUGAUAACGAAGGUACUGAUGUGGGUUUCCAAAUACAUGCCUCGACUGUUGAACGAAUUCCGGGAUGUGGUGGAACGUAUACGGAAAGAAGUGGUCAAAUCAUAUCUCCGAUUGGUUUUCAAGGCCAAAUGUCUUGCGAAUACACCGUCAGAUAUCCGUUGGGACUUAGAGUUCAGCUUGAUGUAUUGGAAUUUAAUAUGGGCGAUGAAGAUUGUAUUGAGAUAUUCGAUGUCAGUAGUUCGGGUGAAAAAGCUAGCACUGGAAAAUGGUGUGGAAAAGUGCAUGUUCCAAUAUUCAAAUCAGUUGCCAAUGCAGUUCAGAUAAAUUACUAUUCCAGUGGAGGAACUUUUAAAAUAGCAUAUGGAACGAUUUGUGAAUACACCUUUGAAAAUCCAACUGGCACCAUAACAUCACCAAACUAUCCCAGCCUGUAUCCGUCCAAUGAGGUGUGUGUUUAUGAAAUCAUUGGAGAACCUCAUCAAGUAGUUUCACUUGAAUUUGAAGACAUGGAUAUCGAAAGUCAUGAAGGAAUCGCAUUUUGCUGGUUUGACUACAUUAUUAUAUCUGAUGGAUCAAAUCAAACAGCAGCUGGUCCUUAUUGUGGGAAAACAAUUCCUCCAAAAAUUGUUACAAACACAAGUUUACUUCGACUAACCAUGCAUUCAGACUCGACUAAUGCUGGCAAAGGAUUUAAAGCAAAUUAUGCUCUAAUUGAUACGAGCAAAAGUUGUGGUGGACUUCUUAGAAAAUCUUCGGGAACUAUCAGGCUACCAACUGGUCAGGAAUCAGGAAACUAUAAGGAUGAUUUAACAUGUAGUUGGACGAUAAUGGCACCAGAAGGCUUUAGCAUUCAAUUGAUUUGGGAAUCGUUUAGAUUAGAGCAUUCCAGUGAUUGUCUGUAUGAUUAUGUCGAAAUAUUUGAUACCGAUCAAAUUACCUCCGAAGUUACACCAAGUCAUAGAUUUUGUGGAACCACAAUGCCACCAGCUUUAGUAAGUCACUCAAAUUUAGUGACGCUUAAAUUCACAUCAGAUUCUUCGGAUACUGAAGACGGUUUUGUAGUGAAAUAUAAUUUUGUUCAGUUUUCAAAAUUAUGUGGUGGCAAUGUUUUCUCAUCUACGGGAGAAUUGAAAUCUCUCAAUUGGCCGAAUGAGUAUCAAAACAAUUUGAAUUGUUCAUGGACAAUUUCGGUGAAGCCAGGGCAUCAAAUUGAAUUGCUUGUCAAAUCCUUCAAUUUAGAGGAAUCAGAAAAUUGUACAAAUGAUUGGUUGGAAAUAAGAAAUGGUGGCUCUAAUUCAUCGCCUUUGAUUGGAAAAUAUUGUGGACAAACUAUACCUCGCCGCAUCCCAUCAUUUACACACCAAAUUCAACUUAAAUUCAGAUCCAACUCAGAAACGGUCAGUGGUGGUUUUCGCAUUGAAUGGCAAACUGUAUCAUCUGGUUGUGGUGGAAUUUUAACAGCUGACCAUGGUUCCAUUUCAUCACCAUUCUAUCCACAAAACUACGCCAACGACGUACAAUGUGAAUGGAGAAUAAGUGUCAACAAGGGUUCAACAAUAUUAAUGGUCUUUGAUGAUCUCUCGCUGGAAUCACUUUUGGCGUGUGCAUUUGACUUUAUUGAUAUCUUCGAUGGUUCGACGCCAGAAAAACGAAAAAUCGGUCGUUACUGUGAAAAAUCAAACAGUCCUAUAACUCUCGAAACAACCGGAAGUAAUGCCUUAAUACGUUUCCAAAGUGACAGUUCUAAUUCUGAUCGUGGAUUUUAUAUAAGUUAUGUGACGAAUUGCAAUCGAGUACUGAAUACUACAUUUGGUUCGAUUGAAAGUCCAAAUUUCGGAGAUAAUAAUCCAAGCAGUGUUAAUUGCUCUUGGAUAAUUGAAGCACCAAAAGGAAGUCGAAUAGCUCUGGACUUUGCAAUAGUUGGCAGAAAAGAUAACUCCCCAAAGUUAGACUUCAUCUAUGUAAUCUAUGAAAAUAGAACAGUAACUCGAUUGUCUGAGUCAAGACGUAUUGAAUCGCUUUCGCCGAGGGUGCAAAUAGUAUUGAACAGCACAUCGAUUUACUUCAGUAUGGAAUAUGCAAUGAAAGGAUGCGUUGGGAAUUUCUAUCGGCCAACUGGGGAGUUCAAUUCACCGGGAUAUCCUAAUCCGUAUCCCGUCAAUACCGAAUGUCGGUGGCAAAUAGAAACAGAAGUGGGAAAGGCGAUUGAAUUGGUAUUUACUGAAAUUGACAUUGAGCUGUCAGUGAAUUGUACGGAAGAACACAUCGAGGUUUGGAAUACCCCUCAAAUGAGUCAUUCUAUUGGUAGGUUUUGUGGUAAAAGAAAUAACCUCACCAUUACUGGAUCCGGACACUCAAUGUAUAUUCAAUUCAGGGGCAGUUCAUUUAUAAGUGGAAGAGGUUUUAAGGCAAAAUACAAAACGGUUGAUUCGAAAUGUGGUGGAAAUUUAAUUUUACACGAGGGAACUAUUCUUUCACCAAAUUAUCCACACAAUUACGAUUCGAAUUUACAUUGUGUAUGGUACGUUGAAGUUUCUCAGCAUAGCACAAUGACAUUGACAAUUGAAGAGCUCGAUCUUGAAGAAAGUUAUCAUUGUGGAAUGGAUUCGCUUAAGAUAUACCAAGGGGCGACUGAAGAAGAUCCAUGGAAAACUUUGUGCAGUGGAAAUCUUCCGGUUGAAAAUAAAUUCCAAACUGUAUCGAACUCAGCAACGAUUGUUUUUGACACAGAUGACGAUACUGAAUUUAAAGGUUUCAAGAUAUCCUUUAAAGAAAAUUGUGGCAAACGUAUUGUUGUAAACGAAACAGGACGUAUCCGUUUUGAAAAAACUGCUCAAAAAGAAUGUUUGUGGGUAUUUGUGGCUGAAGAUGAAACGAAACAUGUGACUUUGACAAGCUCUCACGUUCGCCUCCAUCCCUGGUUUACGAUCUUGAAUAUAACUGAAGAUUGUGAUGGUGUAAUGAUAUAUGAUGGAGACUUUACAAACACAAGUUCGAUUCAUCCUAAACAAAAAUUCUGUCAUAAACAUCCGCCAGCCUUGACUUCCCUUGGUCAUGCCUUGACUAUGAAGAUUAAUACGGAUUUUAUUGAUGAACUUGACGUAUACUAUUCGAUAAUGGAUAAUAAUUGUGGUGGAAGUUUUGACUCACUACACGGCACGUUUGCAUCUCCCUUCUAUCCAACAUCUUAUCCCGUGAACAUCGAAUGUAUUUGGGAAAUUAAAGCAUCCGAAGGAAAUUGGCUUAGUUUGACAAUUCAACAAAUGGAUAUCGAAGACAGUGAAGAUUGUAAUGCUGAUUAUCUAGAAGUUAGAGAAGGUGCAAGUAAUGGUCGUCUAAUUGGUGUGUUCUGUGGAAAUGAUGUACCCAAUACUUUACUUGGAUACAAAACACUUUGGAUUAAGUUCAAAAGUGAUGAUGAUAUGGUUCGGAAAGGAUUCAUAGCCGACUAUAGUUAUGCCUUUAAUAAUGAAAUCAACGGAACUGAGGGAAUUAUAGAAUCACCUAGAUAUCCAGCAUUUUUAAUAACGUUGGCAGAUUACAGCUGGCGAAUUUCAGUGCCAAGGGGCAACUUGAUAUUGCUCUCGGUGGACUAUAUGUAUAAAACUUCCACACUUAACAACAUUAAAAUAAAGAUCUACAAUGGUUACGAUGAUCAAGCUGACUUAAUCCAACCUAGCCAAUCAAAUCUCAUAAGAUCAGACACAAAUUACCUCUUCAUCAAAGGCAGUUUGGGUCUGUUCCGUUUCCAUUGGUACAGAGUUAGCAAAGAAUUUAUGGACAGCAACAAAACUAUAAUUGAAGAAACUCCUUCAUCAUGUGCUAGUAAUAUCAUAUCAGUAGGUUCUUCAGUGUCAACAGUCCUACAGUCCCCCGGCUAUCCAGAAGGCUAUGACUCGAACCUAAACUGCAGUUGGACUCUUGUACCAAUUGAAAUUGGAAGUCAUGCCGUUGUUAAAUUCCAAAAAAUUGAUCUUGAAGACCAAGCAGACUGCAUGGCCGACAGUGUCAAUAUCUACUCUAGUACUGACAUGACAAAUUGGAAACAUUUGCAAACAAUUUGUAAACUCAAGUCAAACACUGAUUUACAAAUAGCGGGAGACAAGUUCUUGAAAGUAGUAUUUUUGACUGAUUUUGGAGUAAAUAAAACUGGUUUUUCGGCUACGGCUUCAUCGGUGUGUGGUUCGGUCUUAACAGAACCAACUGGAGUAAUCGAUGCAAGCAAAUAUAAUUCAUUUUUUGAUGUUCUUCAUUUUGAAUGCGUUUGGCAAAUACAAGUCAAGACUGGCCGUCGAAUUAAAAUUACUUUCCUAGAGUCUAAAUUUGAUCCACGGAUUGAACCAAAUGCUCCGUGUUCAACUUAUAUCUUGCUGAAGAACGGUUUCUCUGAACAUUCCCCGAAUCUUGGCAGUGGGAAAUAUUGUGACAGCAAUAUUACCGACAUUCCAAUAACAUCAUCGAAUGAAGCAUAUAUUAAACUGAAUUUCGGAAGGAUAUCAGCAAGCCCUAUUGGAAUAAAAUUCAAGUACGAAGAGGUUAUGAAUGAGUGCGUACAAAAUAUUGAACUUAACGAAAAUCAAACCUCGGUUAUUGUGCAUUCCGAAAACUAUCCGAAUAUACCACAUCCGCACACAAUGUGUGUUUGGAAUAUUCGGGCGCCAAUUCAUCGCCUUUUGGCAAUGAACUUCAUUGAACCGAUGGACUUAAAGCGAACGGAUUUUUGUGAUGCCGAAUACGUAGAAAUUAAUGACGGGCUAAGUGAACUAUCACCUGUCCUCGGACGUUUUUGUGACAAAACAACUCCGAAUACCUUGUAUUCUACAGGAAACAAUUUGAGAAUCACCUUUUUCACAGACAUUGCUGAGCCAAGUGUUGGAUUCAAAGCAAAUAUCUCACUUGGCGUAUGUGGCGGUACCUACCGGCAAAAAAAUGGAACAAUAUCAAGUCCAAAACUUAUGAGUUACUAUGUGAAAGAUAAGAAUUUCUCCUGUGAUUAUAAAAUAUCCGUGCCCUUUAGUUUUUCUGUCAACUUGACGUUGGAUAAUUUAAAUCUACCUUGGACAGAAAACUGUACCGAAGGAAAUCAUCUGAUAAUAACUCCGAUCUACGACGAUGGUGAAAACAUCGCACCCGAGCCAAUUGUACUUUGCGGAGAAAGUAAAGCUGAAAACUUUAUUUUCGACACCAAUAGCGUCCGAAUAAGCUAUCGAAUAGUAAGCAAGGAAUUUAACACGGAUGCGUUCAGUUUGUCGUACUCAUCCCUUGGACACAGAUGCAAUGAUUUAAUCGAAGCCGAGUCUGGAAUAUUAAAAUCCCCAGGGUAUUCACGCAGCCUGCAAGUCCCGAUACGUUGCAAAUGGAAGCUUAAAGUUCCUAAGGGCCGUAGAAUCAAGCUUGAGUUUUUGGAAUUCCAAAUCCAAAGCACUUUCAUCAAUUCAACAAACCACCAAAAUAGUAAUAAUUACCGAUUCCCCGGUUGGUUGUCAGUGAACAACGACUUUGAUGCUAAAUCAAACAUUGCUCGGUUUUCGAGUAGAUCCCUCCCCCCACCGUUUGUCUACUCAACUGACAAUAUAAUGAGCUUGGUCAGUAUCGAGGUACCGAGACCUCGAAAGGAAGGUUUUAAAAUACGAUUCACUUCGGACGAGGAGAGUAUCUAUUGUAAUGAGAAUUUCAACCAGAUUCGAGGUGAUGUUCAUCUCAAGGUAUCACCAAAUACAACUAUAUUUUGCCGUUAUGACAUCGAUGUCGAUCAAAAUGAGACUUUUGCCCUCAGUGUCAGUGAUAUUCAGGUGAACACUGGAAUUAUGCGGGAAUACUUCAAUUGCGUUCGAAACAGUCCUCUUACCGUUCAAGAUAUGUCAGAAUCACAAAAGAUGCAUUGGUUUUGCGGAAACAGAAAUGACAGCACUCUUCGACUGCCAUAUCCAAUUAUGUUUGACAUUUCAAGUAAUAUUUACAAUAAUCUGACAGCCUUGGACUUGACAUAUGCACGUCACAGUUGUGGCGGAGUAUUUACAAUAGGUUUUCAGUUUGCUUUGCACGAACCUCACGCUUCGUCUGUCAAUUAUGGUGUGAUGGAUUGUGCGUGGAGAGUUCUACCAAAUCCCGAUGAUCUGGAUCAGUUCGAAGUGUCACUUAGUGUGGACUUUAAAUUAAAAUGCGAUGAAGAAUAUCUGAUAUUGUACUCCGAUUCGAAAGUGAAUUCUCCUCAUUUGGGAAGAUUUUGCAACCAAGCAACAGCCACAAAUCUGGUUUCGAUAAAAAGUCUUUUCAUUGAGUACCACACGUCAAAUUACAAUCCCGGCUCGAAGUUUAAUUUGACAGCCAUACCUAGCACCGGAUGUGGUGGUGAAUUGACAUACCCAUUCCGAUUGAUCAACUUCCGCCAACAAUAUCAAAAUAAUGUUGAAUGCGUAUGGACAAUUCGAGUAAAUAAGGAAUACCACAUAGCAGUUGUUUUUAGUGGACGAUUCUUCAUUGAAUCUAGUCCUAAUUGCACCAAGGAUUAUUUACUGAUCCAAGAGCAAUCGGGAGAGGACUCUGAUGAAUGGAGAGAUGUUCAAAGAAUAUGUGGCCGUACACCGCCGACAUUUGUUAACACAUCUACAAACAGUAUGCGUCUCAUAUUCCGAUCAGAUGAAAGCGGACUCGGUGAUGGAUUCACAGCAAAUUUCACACGCAACUGUGGCGGUAAUUUCUUUGCUAGCCAAGAUUUGCAACUACUAUCUAGUCCAAACUAUCCAUUGCAGUAUGAUUCUAAUUUACAUUGCAAUUACACUAUUCACCCUUCCAAGCCGGACACAAAUUUCUUGGUUCAGUUUAAGGAUUUUGUUUUGGAGAGUUCUCCAAUGGACGGAUGCUUUUAUGACAAACUAACUGUUUACGUUGAUUCAGAAGAACCACGUGAACUUUGUGGAACUAAGGAUCAAUUGGAGUUCCGUUCAAACAAACCCAUCUCGUUGGUUUUUGAAUCUGAUAGGUCAUUUAAUCGCAAAGGAUUCCAGCUUCAAUUUGGUGAACAAGUAUGUGGUGGCAAAAUAACAUCCAACACGGUGAUUUCAACACCAAAGCUUAAAUCAAACAACCAAUAUCCACCAAGUGCCGUGUGUGUUUGGAAUAUCACAGCACCUCCAGACUCAAAGAUCGUUGUUAAGUUCGAAAGAUUCGAGUUCGAAGGAUCUUACGCAUGCAAUUAUGAUUACGUUGAAGUGUUCUCUGGCAAACUGCCUGUCGAAGACCAAAGACUCGCAAAACUUUGUGGUAAUUUGACAGGAGCACUGCCACAUCUGUCAAUCAAAUCAAACAUGGCGACAAUUCGAAGUGUGUCCGAUCAAACCGAACCUUCAAUAGGAUUCGUUGCAAUUAUAACUUUCGUAAAAGAUUGUGACAGAAAUAUAACUGUGAAGGACUUAUCCGAAACAUAUACCUUGGAUACAUUCGCCAAUGGAUAUGAAAAUAAUUUGAAUUGUGAGAUCGUGUUCACCACAGAUCCAGGUCGUCAGUUAGUGUUGGAGUUCAAAAGCUUCCACACCGAAGAGUCACCGGAUUGCGAUCAGGACUAUGUUUUAGUUCGUGAUGGUGGUGGACCGUUUGCUGAUGAAAUUGGAAAGUUUUGUGGUCACUUAGUACCCAAUUCAUUGAUGUCCUCCAGGUCGAGUAUGUUUUUGAACUUCGUAACCGAUUCUUCGGAUACUAGUAGCGGAUUUUUAGCAACUGUCAAAGCCAUUCCACUUGCUUGUGGAGCCCAUGAAUUAUUCAUACAACCAAAUAAGAGUGUCGUCAUAGCUAUGGGCGGUGAUGGAAACUAUCUUCCUAAUCUUAAUUGUUUUUGGCGCGUAAGAAGCGAUAGUAACAUUAGAUUGGAUUUCGAAAAAAUUGACAUUCAAGGUCCAAAUUCUAAUGGAACUUGUACAACGGAUUAUUUAAAAAUCUACAGCAAACAGCAGUAUUCAGUUAUUGAAACUGUCCUUGGAUCAGACAUUGUAUUUAAUGGGCAUAUGGGACAACCAUACACAAAUUUAUACGAUAAUACGGAUAGCGAACAUGUUUUUUGUGGACAAGGUGCUCCUGAGGGUUACUUUACCAAUAAUCAAGAAGUUAUUAUAAAAUUUUUCAGCGAUGGCACAAUCGAAAAGUCUGGGUUUAAAAUCACAGCUACAACUUCAUUUGGAUGUUUUAAAAACUACACUUCGACUCAGGGACGAAUUUUAAUGGAAACAUCUGCUGAUUGUAACAUUUAUAUCAAUGCUCCAAAAGAUUAUGCCAUAACGAUAUAUUUCAACUAUUUGUUACUAUUUUUCGGAAUAGAUAAUGAUUGCAAUUCGGAAUACAUAGAGAUUUUCGACGAACAAAAUAAUUCGAAGCCAGAAAAGUCUCUUCGAAAAUUGUGCGGCUCUGUCGAUCCAUCCAACAGUGUAUUUUCGAAUUCAAGCAAACUCCGAAUAAAAUUAUCGCAAAGUGGAAUUUUCAACAAUUAUGAUAUGACAUUCUUGGCAAGCGACAAAGGUCCAGGUUGCGGAGGAGAUCUUUACAAUUAUGCUGGAGUUAUAACGAGUCCAUUUUAUCCAGAAAAUGCAAGAAACAAUUCAGUUUGCCAAUGGAAUAUUAGAGUUCCAAAUAAUAUGGUCGUUUCGUUGGAGUUCAAAGUGUUCGAUAUGGGAUCCAAGGUGACAUGUCGUUCAGAUUACCUACAAAUUUUAGAACGAAAACCUUCAAAUAAUCAAGUCCUAGAAGUUAUGCGCAGGUUUUGUGGAGAAGACACACCAACUGUUUAUAUUGGCCGUCAAAACGUGUUGUCCAUACGUUUCUACAAAACCGUUAAUUUCGAUGGAACUGGAUGGGUUAUUCGAUUUUCUGGCGUUCGUGAGAGGUUCUCUUUGAUUUAAUCUUAAAAUGUUUAAGUGUAAUUAAGAUAAAAAAUUUAACUGAAAUAAUAUCUAAAUUAUGUUACUUUUCAUAAAUUAAGAAUAAAUUAAUUACUUAAAUAAAGUUCCAUCCAUUUUGA
Messenger RNA from Eupeodes corollae, 11176 nucleotides. Its product is annotated as cubilin homolog. The record is from RefSeq and is a predicted model, not a curated record. The transcript has 26 exons. NCBI's taxonomy places the organism in Eukaryota, Metazoa, Arthropoda, Insecta, Diptera, Syrphidae. Gene Ontology annotation, molecular function: calcium ion binding. Bases 54 to 11057 code for a protein of 3667 amino acids.